This is a messenger RNA of Camellia sinensis, 1155 nucleotides long. Lineage: Eukaryota; Viridiplantae; Streptophyta; Magnoliopsida; Ericales; Theaceae. The record is from RefSeq and is a predicted model, not a curated record.
UAGGGAAGGCCAUAGAGUCCUUAUAUUUUCACAGAUGGCACGGCUUCUUGAUAUCCUUAAGGAUUAUUUUAACAUUGAAUUUGGGUCCGAUACAUUUGAGAGAGUGGAUGGCUCUGUUUCUCUGGCUGAUUGCCAAGCAACAAUUGCACGUUUCAACCAAGACAAAAGUAAAUUUGUCUUCCUGCUAUCAACAUGCUCAUGUGGUCUGGAGAUCAAUUUAGCAACUGCUGACACUGUCAUUAUCUACGAUUCUGAUUUCAACCCACAUGCAGAUAUCCAAGCUAUGAAUUGGGCACAUCGAAUUGGACAAUCAAAGAGACGUUUGGUUUACCGGUUUGUUGUCCAUGCUAGUGUUGAAGAACGUAUCUUGCAGCUAGCAAAGAAGAAACUGAUGCUUGAUCAACUUUUUGUGAACAAGUCUGGAUCACAGAAGGAGGUGGAAGAUAUCCUACGAUGGGGAACCGAAGAACUUUUUAAUGAUCCUUCCAGUGUCAGUGGGAAAGACAUUGGUGAAAACUGCAGCAACAAGGAUGAAGCAGUUGCAGAUAUAGAACAUAAGCAUAAAAGGAGAACUGGUGGCCUGGGGGAUAUGUCCAAAGAUAAAUGUACAGAUGGCAGUGGCAAGAUUGUGUGGGAUGAAAGUGCAAUCCUGAAAUUGCUUGAUCGCUCAAAUCUCCAAUCUGGUUCUCCUGAUAAUGCUGAAGGAGAUUUAGAGAAUGAUAUGCUUGGCUCGGUAAAGUCGUUGGAAUGGAAUGAGGAACAAACUGAAGAACAAGGGGGAGCUGAAUCACCUCCUGUUGUUGCUGAUGAUCCCUGUGCACAAAGUUCCAAAAAGAAAGAGGAUAAUCCAGUUAAUGGUACUGAAGAAAGUGAAUGGGGCAGACUUUUGCGACUAAGCACACAAUGUCAGCCUCUGGUUCAGGAAGAGGAAGGAAGAGAAAAAAUGUUGCUGGUCACAGAUCUGAUCCUGGUUGGGAACACGGCAUUAAAGUGGAUGCUGCAAGCAAAAAGGUAAAAUGCAAGUACUGUAAUGUUACUCGUUCUGGAGGAAUAUAUAGAUUAAAACACCAUCUAGUAUGCACUCAUCAAAAUGUCGAACCAUGUCCCCAAGUUCCAGAAGAUGUUAGAGAAAAAUUUAUGAGUCUUUUAAGAACU